This is a messenger RNA of Vespula vulgaris, 596 nucleotides long. It is a transcript of the gene mRpL42, whose product is annotated as 39S ribosomal protein L42, mitochondrial. The coding region runs from base 159 to 512 and encodes 117 amino acids. The record is from RefSeq and is a predicted model, not a curated record. The transcript has 2 exons. Gene Ontology annotation, cellular component: mitochondrial large ribosomal subunit. NCBI's taxonomy places the organism in Eukaryota, Metazoa, Arthropoda, Insecta, Hymenoptera, Vespidae.
AGGUUAUGUUCUCAAUCGUAGUCAAUAAUCAGCUGUCUCGAAUGUAACAAAUUUUUCCCUUUGUAAAGUAAAAUCUUUUAAAAGGUUUUUUGUUUUUAUUUAAAUAAUAGGAAAAGAAAGUCACGUAUUUUAGCGUAAUUUUGUCAAGGUUAAGCAAUAUGAACAUAAUUGCGCGAAUUGGUAUUCGUAUGUGGCGUGGAAAAUAUCCUAGCUAUAGUACAUUACCCCCAGAAGUUGUUGUAUUCACUGAUAAAGAUAUGAUUAUUUGUUGGCAUCCAGAUCAAGGGUUUCCUUAUGAAUGCUCAAAGCCUAUAUUAGAAGAACAAGUUCUAACAUCAAAUACAGUACUUAAAAUCGGUGAAAAAGAUAUUCAAGAUGUCUUCAGAAAAAAUAAAGAAGAAGAUGUCAUUGCAGAAUUAGCCAAAUUAACCUUUACUACCAAGCAUAAAUGGUAUCCUCGAAGCAGAGAUAAAAAAGCUAAAAAAACUGAACCUGAUAGACCAUACUUGUAAAAUAUAAAAAGUAGAUCUCCCUUUGUUGUGUGUAUAUUUUUUAAUUUACUUUAAUAAAGGUAUAUACUAUUAUCUUCAUAUAAA